UAUUUCUGUCGUUGGUAGUAUUAUGCUUUUUGUGAAGAAAAUCCCCAAUUCGAUGGACUCAUGUUUCCGCCAUGGAUUGAUUCCCGAAGAAGCUCCCCAUUCUCCUCGAUGAAUCGUCUCCCACAUUAAGAUCCGUCUGAAUAUUUCUUAUGCUGGAAGCCCUUCUCAGCUUUCCGGCAUUUGUUUUGUUAUCUUCUUUUAGCUUUUUUUUUUCUCUUCAUCUCCUUUUUUAUCUGUUUUCUCUCCAUCGGAUUUGGGUUCAUGUAUUGACUUGGAAAAGUCUAGUUUGAAUUGAGGGGAUGUGGUUGAGGCUGGUCAGGCCUUGUUCCGAUCGAAGGCAACCGCUACGUGUGCUGAGUUAUGAGGAAGCGUACUGAGCGGACUUUGAAGGAGUUGUACGAUUGCACAGAGAGAAUUGUGGAACUGGAGGCAUGUAAAGUUGUCGCGUUUGUUUCAUCGGGUUAGGGUUACGUCUCUUCUCCACGCAUGAAUAGUUAAAUUUAUUAGGCUAUCUGUUUGUUUUACUCCCUUUUUCUUCCGUCACUCUAGAAUGGCUUUGCGUUACUGAUGGACGUGACAUAGACUGUUAGAUGUAGCGAGAGGGUCGGAGUGCUUCUUCUUCUUCUUCUUUUUCUUAUUUGUUUUCCUUCAUUUUCAUUUUUCUUUACUGGUGUUUCCGAGUAAACGAAUUGACACGGUUAAAUGAGGUCUGGAAGCAGGGAUUUUCUAGGGUGUGAGGAGAUUACACCUGUUCUGAAGGGCAGCUGUCGCAUCCAAGGACCUGUGGAUGAUUUGGACCUGAUGAAUCUUCAGGGGACUGAUUCUGAUGAGAAGAAAUUUAUGUUUUCAAAAGACCAUACUGCAAUGCCUAUUGAAUCUGGAACAUGCACUGUAUCUCCAGCUGCUAUUAGGACAGAAGCUGAUAGUUAUUCUGUUAAUAGUGUGGAUGCAAAAAUCAGAUGUGUAGAAAUAGAUAAUCUUGACUGUUCGUUGGCAUCAUUAACUGGCGGAAACUCUCCUGAGAACAAAGCUUGUUCCGCUCCAAAAGAAGAAGUUUCUACAGGUGGAACAGAAAUUGGAUUUUUAUCUGGCACCCCAAAGAUUAAUGGUUUGUGCCAAGAUACAAGUUUGGGCACAGAGUGUACAAAACCAUCUGAUAAUUGUUCUGAAGAAUGUUGUGCAAAUGAUCUUCUUGAAAGAGGUGAUGCUGUAUUGGAUGCAGUCAAAAGUGAGGAACAGCUCAUUCAAUUUCAAGCUGCUGCUGUGGGGGAAAACUAUGAAUCAGAUGUUGCAUUGGAUGAUGUAAAAGUGUGUGAUAUUUGUGGAGAUGCUGGAAGGGAGGAUCAUCUUGCUAUAUGCAGCAAGUGUAGUGAUGGUGCAGAGCACACAUACUGCAUGCGAGAAAUGCUCGAUAGAGUUCCUGAGGGUGAGUGGCUGUGUGAAGAAUGCAAAAUCAAGGAAACGGAGUGUUCAAAUGCGAAUGAAUGUGAGGGAGUCGAUGGAAGAUUAAAACUAGAGUGUUUAAAUGAUAUCAAUCAAAACUCGACGAGCACUUCAAUCCCCAGAAAAAUACACAAAUUGGAUGCGAGGCCAACUGAGUUGGAUUCCCGAGGUUCAGCAAAGGAGAUGCACUGUCCCCUUGUUUCUAUUAUGAGGCCGGUUGACCCUUUGGAGCAAGGAAAAGCUUCCGAACUAAGUGGCGCUUCUAUAGAAACAGCCAGCCUAAACCCUAAACCCGUUUUGUCUCAUCAAAUUUCAUCAAAAAGUCAAGGUGUGGGGAAGUUGAAGACGGUUAGAAUGGAACCAUCAUUGGAAUCUCUGCUUGCGAAAGGUUAUGGGACUUCUCUUUCAAAAACCCGUCUAAGAUCCAGUUCAUUUAAAGGGCUGCCACCUCUUUAUUCUCCUCGUGGGAAAAUAUCAAGAUCGUUUUCCUUUAAUAAUUCAAACACUAAUUCAAAAGUCAAAGCACAAGUUGAAAAUGCGCCUCCUAAGCAAAGAUUCACAAGGGAGCUUAUAACUAAUGAAUUAAGGAAAGAAGGUUCAUUCAAUGCAUCAACCAAGACUUUAUUUAAAAAUAGAAACUCAGAAUGCUUCAAUACUGAGUUAGUGAGUAAAAAUACAUUGCUUAAGCCAUCUCGUAAUGAAGAUUUAAGAGCUCUGAAAGAGGUAAAAGAUCGAAAUAGAGUAGAAAAGAACAAUUUUUCUGCAAAGGGAAACUCAGUUGUCAGGCCACCUGCAGCUAUUACCACCAAUUAUUCUCCUAAGGUUGAUGUGAAGUUCCUGCAGAAUGAUGGAAUUACGAAUAAUCUAUCUGAGAAGAGUGUUUGUGGCUUAAGUGAAGGAGUAAAUGCAGGUUGCAAUGAAAUGAAGAAACAGGUUUCAUAUUCAUCUAAGACUACAAAAUCUUACGAUGAUGACAAUCUUAACAGGUUUAAAGUCGCCAAAGAAGCUAUUCGGAGGAGUUUCAGUGUCAUAGAUAAUUCAUAUAGAAAGGUUGGAAUUGUAUCACAUUGUAGCGCUGAUCAACUCUUACAGUCUAGCGACAAAGACAGUAGAAUGAGCGAUUCUAGCAUUUAUUUUAGUUCAAGACUUUCUUCCCGGGCAGGUAACAAAACCUUUCACUCUCAAAGAGGCAACGGAACAGGGCGUACGACUCAUGAUGAACAAGGAGGAUCUGGUCAUAGGACUUCAGCUGAACAGAAUUCAAGGGAGGUGGAGAAGAAGGGUAAUAAAUGGAGAAGGGUUGUAAAUGCGGCUUUGUCGAGGAGUGGAGUGUUAAAGAGCGAAAAAACUGAUGCGCUGGAGGAGCAUCCAGCAGUUGGUGUAGAUAUGAUUUGUGAAGCAGCUCCGAAACAUUUGGUUGUAGAAAAAAACACUGGUAAAGUUGGCUCAGAGGAUUCAGUCGAUGUUUCUACGAAAAUGUUGUCUUUUGUAGGUUCAGCGCAACUCGCUGUUCUUCCUGUUGAGGGAUCUGAUGAAGCUAAUGGCAUGAGGGACGCUACGAACAUUUCUGAGUUGAAUGUGAAGUCUUUUGGAGAGACCUUGCGAGGCGAGGCGACUCAUCUAGCUGAUUCAUUGAGUGGAUCAGCAGUUCCAAAACUUGAAUGCAUUUGGCAAGGUAAUUUUAAUGUCAUUGGAAAUGGAAGCCAUUCCAACAUGUUCUUUGGGAUUCAAGCUCACCUAUCAACUUGUGCUUCUUAUAGAGUGUUUAAAUUAGCAACCAAGAUGCCUGGCAAUGUCCAGUUAGAUGAGGUUUCUCACAUUAGCUCUUGGCCAUUACAGCUUUUACGAUCUGGUCCUCAAGAUGAAAAUAUCGCUUUGUUUUUCUUCGCGAAAGAUACUGAGAGUUAUGACAAGAGCUAUAGGAAACUAAUGGAUAAGAUGCACAGAAAUGAUUUGGCACUCAGAGGAAAUAUUGGGGGAGCUGAACUUCUUAUUUUCACUUCAAAUAAGUUGCCAAUGAAGUCCCAGCGUUGGAACAGUAUGCGUUACCUCUGGGGCAUGUUUAGAGGCAAGAGGAGAUAUUACUUGCCUGUCAUGGAUGAGCAGAAGACGUCUUUGUCAUCUGAACAAAAAUUUUCUUUGCCUUCCAUUGCUGAUGUUGUUUCUAAGGCCAAAAGCUUAGAAACCAAUUUGAAACUAAAGAAAUUAUCUGAUUUGGUGCAAGGGGAGUCUACUAGUGGUGUGGAUUUGCCUCCUAUUUCUUUGGAAAUUGAGGAUAAAAUACGGAAGGCGUUGGAAGUUUCUCCAGUUCAGAAGAUGUUGAAUAUUGUGCCUGCUGUUCCUAAAGUAACUGAAGAGCAGCCUUUAUGUUGUGUUAGCAGUUCAAAUGGGACUAAAGCUAAGCCAUUGGGAAUCAUUAUUGAUGCUCCUAACGGCAGGUUUCAAAUGAUUACAACCAAGUCAUGCUCUUCAGAGAAAAAUGAUGGUGUUUGUCAGGAAAAAUUGGUCAGUGAUUGCACAAACAGAAAAGCUGUAAAAUCAUCUGCUCUUACUUGUGUCAUUGAUGUUGAAUCUAGCCUCAUAAGAGAACCAUCUGUACCCUCGGUUUCUCCAAAUUGCAAUAAAGGUGCUGACUUCAUCAACAUUGAAGGAGACAGUGGAGAGAAAGAGACAUCAGCAGCAGCAUCUGUUGCGGCUAUCAUAGAUGAUAAUCAAAGAGGAAACCUUUUAAAUACAGAACUCAUUCGUUGUGAGUUGAUGGCUAACAAAAAACGGGAACGAUCAUGUUCUAUAGAACGAAUGUCAUCACAAUUUUCCGAUGAAAUGCCAGAUAACAUCAAAAUGGCACUACCGAGAGAUAGGCCGAGUUGGUUCCCUGUUGAGGACGAUGAGAGAGAGCAGAAGAAGACUUGUUAUAACGGUCUUAGUGGAAUCAUCAAUGAUAACGUAAGUUUGCGGUUGUCCUCGAAGGUUCACCCCUUGUAUUCUAGCAUAUUGAUGCAGCAGCAACCCGUCGAAAGCCUCUGCGACGAAACUUCAAAGCCUCUGACUGUUACAAACACAGAGAUGUGUUUUUUCCAAGUAGACCUAGGCACUGUGCAGAACAUUAUAGAUAUUCCUCGUGUGAAAGAAGACGACGCGCUGGAAUCAAGCAGUCCUGAUCUUGAAUUAGCUCUUGGGGGGAAGAAAAAAUCAAGGGAUUGCUGCACGUUUUCGUCGCUGUUUCGUCCGGCUGAUGUUGGCGGCAAGCAGCAGUUGUGGCCUGGUUCUUCAGGGGAUGGUGAUGAUGGGUUGUCAUCUCUCUCUCUAUCUCUAUAGGUUUCCUGCAUCAGAGGAGGGAUCAGAUUAAAAUAUUGCAGAGAACUGAAUCGAUUGAAUUCUGGGCAACCUUCCAACAACAGAUUUCUCUGAAAAUGAAGUUCUGGGAGGAUUUGUUCAUGCUGUUGCUGAUCUCUGACUUCUGAGGGAUAGUUUUACGGCCCUUCUCAGCUGUUCAUAGUUACACCUAAAAAAAAAA
Molecule: messenger RNA, 4960 nt
Organism: Phalaenopsis equestris
Lineage: Eukaryota; Viridiplantae; Streptophyta; Magnoliopsida; Asparagales; Orchidaceae
Exons: 12
Coding region: 703-4761 (1352 amino acids)
Source: RefSeq, a predicted model, not a curated record